AUGCGUGGGAAGGCGGUCCCCCGCAGACUCAGGCGGAGGCCUCGGGCGUGCGUGGGAAGGCGGCCCCCGCAGACUCAGGCGGAGGCCUCCGGCGUGCGUGGGAAGGCGGCCCCCGCAGACUCAGGCGGAGGCCUCGGGCGGGCGUGGGAAGGCGGCCCCCCGCAGGCUAAGCAGGAGGCCUCGGGCGUGCGUGGGAAGGUGGCCCCCCGCAGACUCAGGCGGAGGCCUCGGGCGUGCGUGGGAAGGCGGCCCCCCGCAGACUCAGGCGGAGGCCUCGGGCAUGCGUGGGAAGAUCUUUUUGCAACCAUCUUUGGCGAGGCCUUGCUUCCUUCCACUCGAGUAAGUUGCGGCUUGGGGCCGUGGAGAGGACCGGGCGAGAGGCUGCGAUGUCGUUGGAGGCAGCCGCGGCCCUGCCUGCAGCCCCGCACCUCCAGCACCACGACCACCACGACCACCGGCCCUGCCCUCGGCCCCGGGCGAAGGAGCGGCGGCCGCAGACGGGCGGGUCGGCGGGGCUCGGCUGCCCUGCGCCAAGCCGGCACCGGCCGGGCGCCCGCGGGCUGCGGGGCUUCGCGUGUCGCCUCCUUCUCCCCGAGCCUCCCUGCCCCCCCCCACCGGCCGCCCCCUCCCCCUCGCCCGCGCUCCCUUUUGUUCGCUCUCCGCUCGGGCCGAGCCUCCGCCGCCGCCCCGCCGCCCGGGGCCCGCACCCCCGUCGUAGGCCCCGGCGUGGCCGCCCCGCCGCCGCCGCCGCCGCCGCCGCCGCCGCCGCGCGGCCUAGAGCGCGGCGCCCGGGGAGGCGCGCGGGGCCCGGGCCGGGCGCACGGCGAGGCCGCGGCGGCGGCGGCGGCGGGGCGGCGGCACCGGCAGCAUCGGCGGCGGCACCGGCGGGCGAGGCCGCCCCGCCGCUCACGCACAGCCCGGCCGCGGCGGCGGGGAUGCGACGACACGCCCGUGGCAUGGAAGCAGCAGCAGCAGCAGCAGCCGCCGGCGGCGCCGCGCGGAACAAAGGUCAUCCGAGCUGCGGCCCAGACGCCCGGGCUUGACCGCUGCGAGGGCCGACCCCGGGCCGGGGAGAAUGCAGCCGUGUGACAGUAACUGAACACUGGUCCAAAGUCUUUC
Molecule: messenger RNA, 1119 nt
Organism: Cervus elaphus (red deer)
Lineage: Eukaryota; Metazoa; Chordata; Mammalia; Artiodactyla; Cervidae
Product: atherin-like
Exons: 3
Coding region: 1-1089 (362 amino acids)
Source: RefSeq, a predicted model, not a curated record